Molecule: messenger RNA, 594 nt
Organism: Acanthocheilonema viteae
Lineage: Eukaryota; Metazoa; Nematoda; Chromadorea; Rhabditida; Onchocercidae
Source: the annotation of a GenBank genome assembly
AUGGAAGGGAGAACAGGUUUGAACUUUCGAGGCGGUACGGUCUUGGAUCGAAUUGAUUAUAACGUGGAACAGGCAGCGCUGAAAAUCAACUCGGCUUUAUCAAGUGUGCAGCGUGCUGAAAGAUUGUCUGUAUUGGGUCUUUGGACUCUUGCCUCUUCGGAUGAAUUACUAGGUGCUUCAUUGUAUAUGGAAUGUACACAUCAUUUACGAUGUUCGGAAACAGAUCGUAUCCGUUGGUUCGAAUUACGCGAGCAUGUCCAUAAUCUGAUAGAGUUAGGUAACGUGGCACGAGAAGAUGGCUACAUUAUCGAAAAAAGUAAACUUCGUUAUUCAUUGCAAUACCGUGAUUAUCUGUGCACUGAGUAUCGAAGUAGCGGGUAUUUACUUCAAAACGAUAGCAGUUAUCACUUGCAAGUUGCAUGCAUGUGGGUGGGCGGUGAAAUGAAUGCAACCUGUGGUUUGAUACCAUCAACCGAGAAACCGUUUGGAUAUCACGAACCGGAAGAAUGGCGUCGAAUGCUUUUUAAACUCUCAGAUUUUCUGAGGAAAUAUGCUAAGCCAAAAAAACAAGAUAAUGCUGCUGCUGCUUUUUGA